Molecule: messenger RNA, 3370 nt
Organism: Haliotis rubra (blacklip abalone)
Lineage: Eukaryota; Metazoa; Mollusca; Gastropoda; Lepetellida; Haliotidae
Product: B-box type zinc finger protein ncl-1-like
Exons: 12
Coding region: 151-3207 (1018 amino acids)
Molecular function (GO): protein binding; zinc ion binding
Source: RefSeq, a predicted model, not a curated record
GUCUGAAAUUCACAACCAUACCGAGGCAGAAAUCUUUUGUCAUGGCGGGACAGUGAGGCGCACAUGUCUUCCGAAGAAUUUUUGACGUAACCCAUGAUUAAGUGCAAUUUCUGAAGUGCGACUGACCCGCGACAAUCUCCGCCCCACACAAUGGCAUCCCCAACCCCAUCUCAGAGCGACACGCUCACAACAGCCUCCAACUCCUCUGACAGUGAGAUGGAGUCUGCUGGCCUCAACACUCGCUGCAGUCUCUGUAACGACACCUUCUCCAUGCCCAAGGUGCUCAGCUGCUUCCACACCUUUUGUCAGCCAUGUCUAGAAAAGAUUCAGGAUGAAACAGACAAAGUCACGUGUCCCGAGUGUCACUUUGAUACAUAUCUCGGGGCCGAGGGGCUCACAGGACUCAAGCAGGACUACGCAGUAAGCAACAUUCUGGAGACUUCGGCCCUAGACCCAAGUGCCUUGCAUUGUACAGGAUGCAAAAGCAAAGAAACAAACGCUGUUGCACGCUGUUUUGACUGUGCCAACUUCCUGUGUGCAAACUGUGUCAUGGCUCAUCAGUUCAUGCACUGUUUUGAAGGACAUCGAGUAGUGAGCUUGGGAGACCUACAGAUGAACAAGGAGGAGGGCUCCAAGUCUGACAAGCCAGUCAGCUGUCCCAAACACAAGAAUGAUGUGCUCAAGUUCUACUGCAAGACAUGUGCACAGCCAAUCUGCAAGGAAUGCACAGUAUUUGACCACGGCCGGGGCCACGAAUGUCAGUUCCUAAUGGAUGUAGCAGACAAACAAAUAGACAUGUUGCGCCACCUAGAGGGUGAUGCCAGAAGCAAAGUGGGAGAUCUGCGACUUUCGGCCAAAGGAAUAGAGCACAUCUCAGCAACACUUCAGUCCCAGUACCACAAGGCCCAGAAUGACAUCAAUGACACGUACAACUUUUAUCGGGCAAUGCUAGAGGAGCGAAAGACGGAGGCAUUAAAGGAACUGGACCAGGCUUUCAACACCAAACAGGUUGGAAUCAGCACACUGGCACAGAAGAUUCAGGAAAGUGUGGAGAAGCUGUAUCAAGGUGUAGAGUUCAUCGACAAGCUCCUGAAACAUGCCUCCAUCACCGAGGCUUUGCUGCUGAAAAACUUUGUAGAACAGAGGUUCCAGAACAUGUUCAACUUCCUUCCGGACCUCAACAACCAGGGUUAUUUUGAGAUUGAGUUUGUCUCCAACUUCCAGGCAAUUCAAGCAGGCGUGCGCAACACAUUUGGAUAUGUGAGACAAGGAAACGAGGCAUUACAAACACAGAAACCUCAGCCAAUUGCUCGCCCGACUACCAAUGGUUUCAUUCCGACAACGUCCAGUCUGAGCAAUGGUCACAUUUUUGACCAAGUUGACACUGUUAACCUUGCCAAAGACUUUGGGAGCCCAGGUCUUAUCUUUCCUCCCAAUGACAGCAACCAGUACGAGAAGUGGUCCAGUGGCCUUGACAUUCUCUCGAAUGGCAUUGAUGUGUUCUCACCUUCUGCCGACCCAAUAAAUGACCUCACAUCGAAACUCAUCAGCUCCAGCAUCUACCCACCAAAGUCCCAGAUCAGACGACAGAAGAUGAUCUAUCACUGUAGGUUCGGGGAGUUCGGAGUCCUGGAAGGCCAGUUCACCGAACCAAGUGGGGUUGCUGUCAACGCCCAGAAUGACAUCAUUGUUGCUGACACCAAUAAUCACCGAAUCCAAAUCUUUGACAAGGAAGGCAGGUUCAAGUUCCAGUUUGGAGAGUGUGGAAAACGUGAUGGACAACUACUUUACCCAAAUCGAGUGUCAGUUGUCAGAUCGUCAGGGGAUAUUAUCGUCACUGAACGCAGUCCCACACACCAAAUCCAGAUCUACAACCAGUAUGGUCAGUUUGUUCGCAAGUUCGGCGCAAACGUGCUGCAGCACCCACGAGGGGUUACCGUUGACAACAAAGGCAGGAUCAUCAUCGUAGAGUGCAAAGUGAUGAGGGUCAUCAUCUUCGACCAGUUCGGUAACGUCCUCAACAAAUUUGGUUGCUCCAAGCACCUUCAGUUCCCAAACAGCGUUGUCGUCAACGACAAGGAAGAGAUCUUCAUCAGCGACAACCGUGCCCACUGUGUAAAGGUCUUCAACUACCAAGGUGUAUUUCUGCGUCAGAUCGGCGGAGAGGGUGUCACCAACUACCCAAUCGGAGUGGGCAUUAACUCUGCAGGAGAGGUUCUCGUGGCUGACAAUCACAACAAUUUCAACUUGACCAUCUUCACACAAGAAGGCCAACUCAUCAAUGCCCUUGAAUCCAAGGUCAAACAUGCUCAGUGCUUCGACGUUGCUCUGAUGGACGACGGUUCAGUCGUUCUUGCCAGUAAAGAUUACAAGCUAUACAUCUACAAAUACAUUCAAGAAGAGAAAACAGGAACAGUCAUGAGCAAGUUUGAUUAUAUGUAUCGACGUCUCCUCCUCACCAAGUUCUUCACAAAAGGAUGGGGAAAACCGGAAAAUCUCAAAAGAUUGUUUGAGUUCAGAAAAAUCAUAUCAAAUCGGGAAACAUGCAAACAUCUUGUGCCAAACAACUACCCGGUUCAUAUUACUAAGGAUGAGGUACAGAAUGACUGCCGUGUGAUGGAGGGCUACUUCCAAUCUCCCUUCACUAAGUUCUUGCCAGGGAUCAUGCCAGUUGAAUCAGAAAAAGCCAAAUUUCAGAUUAUUUUGCCAAAGAACUGGAAGCAUGGAAAAUUAAAACCUGUCUGUCUCCAUCUGGCUGGCACAGGAGACCAUUUCUUCUGGCGGAGGAGAACCUUGAUGGCACGACCACUCCUGAAGGAAGCUGGCAUCGCAUCCAUACUGCUGGAAAACCCUUACUAUGGGGAAAGGAAGCCAAAGUAUCAAUUACGGUCUAGCCUCCAUAACGUGAGUGACCUGUUUGUGAUGGGUGCUGCCCUGAUACUGGAGUCCCAGGUGCUCUUACACUGGUGUGAGAAGCAGGGCUGGGGGCCCCUGGGCAUCACCGGCAUCUCCAUGGGGGGACAUAUGGCAUCCCUGGCAGCCUCAAACUGGGUCAAGCCUCUGACACUGGUGCCAUGUCUGUCCUGGAGUACCGCUUCUGUCGUCUUUACACAGGGGGUGAUGAGUGAUGUGUGUGUGUUGCAGGGGGUCCCCGUGGCUUAUUGGUGCUGGAGUCUGAGUGCAGUAUUUCGAGGACCAUGUGUAUGAACAGGAGAUCAAGAAGCUGAUCUACUCACCAGAGGAGGCGCUGCGUGGAGCAUAUGGUAUGGGGAAGAUGUUUGUGUCUGGCUUCUCAUCUCGGAACUCUGACACAGACAUAAACAUGGACGUGGUAAAGAAGCCUGGCAACAUCAGGCCAUCAGGAACUCCC